This is a messenger RNA of Plasmodium fragile, 510 nucleotides long. RefSeq lists its product as uncharacterized. Lineage: Eukaryota; Apicomplexa; Aconoidasida; Haemosporida; Plasmodiidae. Bases 1 to 510 code for a protein of 169 amino acids. The record is from RefSeq and is a predicted model, not a curated record. The transcript has a single exon.
AUGCCAAACGGACUGCCGCGCCUGCGGGCUCUCUUCACCAGUUGGGUGAGGAAUAGCGCGACGAGCAUGAAGGAGCAAUCAGUACAUAUGAGGAGGAAGCCCAUGCCAUGUAAUAAAUUUAUUCAGACGAGGCAGAUGACCCAAGGGGCAAGGAACAACGGCACUGCCAAGGCAGCGGCAGCCACAGGAGGGACGAUGCUACUCAUCUCCCCCAUCAUGUUUGAAGCAAAACACAAAGAGGAAGAAAACAACCCCAAAACAGAGUACAUAUUCAUGGCGGGAAAGACGAUUGACUUUUUAACUCAAAAAAUAUUUGAAAAUGAAUUUGGCACGUCCAUUCUUUACUUAACUUUCUUUGUUGCCUACCUGGCCCUGCUUGCACACGAUAAUAAAAUUAACCUCCUGGUGCACAAGCUGAAAUUUAAAUAUGCCAAUAAUAUGUUUAGCAUUGGCCACCCCAAUUAUUCGAAGUAUUUAAACAAGCUCAGGACCCCCCGGAAGGGUACCUAG